AUGCGCAUCGCAUCUUGCGGAUAUUUUCCUUACUCAUAUAAAGGAUCGCGCCGUCGUGCAUCCCCUCAAGCGUCGCCUGAUCACCGCCCUUCUACACUGGAAGAAAUGCGAUUUACACCUGUAUUCCUCCACCUCUUCAUGCUUCUCUCGUCCGGUGUGGCGGCCCAGGCCUCGUACAUCCCGCAUGAAACGAGGUCCCACAUCCCGGCGGGAUGGAUCCUCGCCCGUCGAUACGAAACUUCUGAACUUCUCCCCCUCCGCUUCGGUCUCAAGCAGUCCAACAUGGACAGGCUAGAAGAAAUGCUCAACGACAUUUCUCACCCUGAAUCUCCGAACUAUGGCAAUCACUGGACGCCAGCGCAAGUCGCGAAGACGUUUGCCCCUAGUCACGAGACCGUCACCACUGUGCGGAACUGGCUAAUUAAGGAGGGAUUCGACGCGAAAAGGGUCAAGGUUUCGGCCACGCGGGGUUGGAUCCAGCUCAACGCGACUGUGGAAGAGGCAGAGCGCCUUCUCAAGACCCAAUACAACGUCUAUACACAUCAAGACGGAGAACAGCACAUUGCGAGCAAUUCUUAUUACCUCCCAAAACACGUUUCUCUGCACGUUGAAAUCGUGACUCCAUCCAUUCAUUUUGACUCUGUGCUUCGCAAACGCGGAGGAUCAUCCGUCCCCGCAAAGAAGAUCGGUCUUCCAGGCGUCGGCAUCACUCCUAAAACUACGGGCACGAUAAAGAGCCUAUGGGACGAACUGAAGAACUGCGACCAAUUCAUUACUCCGAUAUGCUUGCGAGUUCUAUACGGGUUGGUCUACGAGCCGCUCGCAGCGAGCAAGAAUUCGUUUGGGAUAGUCGAAUAUACCCCUCAGGCGUACCUCCAGUCCGACCUUGACAUGUUUAAUCGAAAUUUCUCAACCGCUUUGGUGGGUAAAUCUCCAAAGCUGGUGUCAAUCGAUGGAGGCAUCGUCCAGACCAUUCAAAGUGGAUUCGACUAUAAUGGAGAAUCCAACUUGGAUCUCCAAUAUGCCAUGAACCUGGUAAACAUGUUUGGCGAUAAACAGGAAGUGACGCUGUAUCAAGUAGGGGACAUUCCUCAAGGAGCCUCAUUCAACAAUCUUCUCGACGCUCUCGAUGGCUCCUACUGUACCUUUCAAGGCGGAGACGAUCCCUUCCAGGAUGGCAUCUACCCAGAUGACUACCCCAAUGGCUACCACCAUCCCACGGACUGCGGAAUCGCUAAACCCGCCAACGUUAUCUCGACCUCGUAUGGAUACAACGAGGCUGAUCUCUCGCCCUUCUAUACUGCUCGACAAUGUGCUGAGUACGCUAAGCUCGGAUUAAUGGGCGUCACUGUCAUCUACUCCUCAGGUGAUAAUGGGGUUGCAGGAAAUGGAGAUCUCUGCCUUAACACCGAUGGUUCCCAAACGGACUCCGGCACGAUCUUCAACCCAGGAUUUCCUUCAAGUUGCCCGUACAUUACCUCUGUCGGAGCUACCCAAGUAAAUCCAGGCGCGAAGGUGACUGAUCCCGAAGGUGCAUGCGAGCAGGUGAUCUACAGUGGCGGGGGCUUCAGCAACCAUUUCCCUAUGCCCGAUUACCAGAAGAAGGCAGUCGGAAAUUACUUGAAAAUCCACAGGCCAACGUACUCGCCUGAGAUCUGGAACGCCACAGGAACCAGCCGCGCGUUCCCAGAUAUCUCGGCGAAUGGCGCCAACUACGUCGUUGCGGUCGACGGCAAGUUUUCCCGCGUCUUCGGCACCUCGGCGUCUGCUCCUGUCGUAGGUUCUAUUCUGACGAUGGUGAAUGACGCGCGUCUUGCCAUCGGAAAGAAACCAAUUGGAUUCAUCAACCCAACAAUCUACUCUGACUUUUUCAGCGGGGCCUUCAACGACAUAACGUCAGGAGGGAAUCAAGGCUGUGGCACACCUGGGUUCACUGCUGUCCCUGGUUGGGAUCCAGUGAGUGGGUUGGGCACUCCUUCGUUCCCGAAGUUGCUUGUGCGUUGGCUAUUACUUCCGUGA
Cyclocybe aegerita is the source of this 2019-nucleotide messenger RNA. Lineage: Eukaryota; Fungi; Basidiomycota; Agaricomycetes; Agaricales; Hemipholiotaceae. The record is from the annotation of a GenBank genome assembly.